Molecule: messenger RNA, 2517 nt
Organism: Entrophospora candida
Lineage: Eukaryota; Fungi; Glomeromycota; Glomeromycetes; Entrophosporales; Entrophosporaceae
Source: the annotation of a GenBank genome assembly
AUGACAUCGAAAGCUCCAAUUAAAUUGUCAGAAUAUCCUCUUCGCCCAAAUUUUGGUUCCUCAGGACGUCUUAUACAAAUUAGGGCCAAUUUCUUUGAAGUUAUAAGCUUUCCUGAUUUUAAUGUUUACCAGUAUGAUGUCAACAUUAGUCCUGAAGUUCCACCAGGUUUAAAUCGUAGAGUUUUUAAGCAUUUGGAAAGUCUAGGGACUCUUGGUGGUGUUAAGCCAGUUUAUGAUGGCCGUAAUAAUGCCUUUACAAUCAAAGACCUUCCAUUCGGAGAUGCAUUAACUAUAGGAAUUACUCUUCCUGAUGAUAAUCAAGUUCAAACUUCCAGACGACCUCCCAGAAAUUUUACAAUAAAGAUGAGAAAAGUUGCAGAAAAAAACCUCGAAGAAGCAAUUCGUUUUGUAAAUGGAAAAUCUGCGCUGUCAAAUAACGUUUUAACAGCUAUUACUGCAUUGGAUGUCUUGAUUAAUCAAGUACCAUCAAACCAGUUUAAGGCUAUUGGACGUAGAGCAUUUUAUUCCCCGGAAAACUCUCAACCUUUAGAUGGAGGUGCUGAAGUUUGGUCAGGAUACUGGCAAUCCUUACGACCUGGUCAAGGUCGAUUUUAUAUUAAUUUUGACACAAGUGCAACAGCAUUUUAUGAAGCUGGCAAUCUUGCUGAAAUUAUAGCAAAAAUAUUGGGAGCUCGUAGAGUAGAAGAUUUACGACGUGGUAUCAACGAGAGAGAUCGUAAUAAAUUAGAAAGAACAUUAAAAUCGUUAAAAUUUCAUGUUACACAUAGAGGUCAAAACUUUAAACGUAGAUAUAAAAUUAAAAAACUAUCUGAUCGACCAGCACAAUACAUAACUUUUGAAAGAGAAAAUCAAGACCAAAUUAAUGUUGUCGAAUACUUUCAUACAAAAUAUAACCUUAGAUUACAAUAUCCAUUUUUACCAUGUGUAACCACUCAAAAUGGCUCCUAUUUUCCUCCAGAAGUCUGUUAUGUUGAACCUGGACAAAGAAUCACAAGGAAGCUCACUAGUAAACAAACAGCUGAUAUGAUCAAGUUUACCUGUCAACAAAAAAUACAAAGAGGAUUUGAGUCAUUAAACUAUGAUCAAAAUGAUUAUUGCAAACAAUGGGGAUUAAGAACAUCUAAACAAAUGGCUAUGAUAGAGGCCCGUGUACUACCUUCCCCUAAAGUGGCAUAUCAUCCAUCUAGUCGUGAAGCAAGUUUUACUCCUCAACUCGGAAAAUGGCAACUUGGUCCUGGGAAAAAGAUGUUACAGGGAGCAACUUUGGAAUCAUGGUCUGUAGUGGUAUUUUCCAACCCCCAACAUGUCAAGAUAGAAGUUGUACAGAAUUUUAUUCGUGAAUUGACAAAAACAUUAUCAGAAAAUGGAAUGAAUAUUGCAAAGCGAGAUCCACCAAUAUUUCAUGAAAAUAGUCAAAGAAGUACCGAAGAAGCUAUCAGGAGAGCAUAUCAAGCUGCUGGGAAGGCAACAAAUAUAAAACCACAAUUAAUUAUUUGUGUUUUACAAACACGUUCAAAUUUGUACGACGAAAUAAAGAGGGUCGAAGGUACAAUAUUAGGUGUUCCAACACAGUGCGUGAUGUCGAGUAAAAUUUCCAGAAUAAACAAACAAUAUUGUGGAAUGUUGGGUUUAAAAAUUAAUGUUAAACUUCAAGGAAGUAAUAUGUCUUUACAAAAUGGCUUUCUUCCAUUUUUCCAAGAUGAACCAACUAUUGUAUUUGGUGCUGACGUUACCCAUCCUAAAUUUGGUGAGGAGACAACACCUAGUAUUGCAGCGGUAGUUGGAUCAUUUGAUCCAAAAGGAACGAAAUAUGCUACCUCGAUUAGAUUUCAAGCACCCCGUACCGAAAUCAUUUCAUCACUUCAAGAAAUGGUUCAAGAACUGUUAAAAGUUUUUUAUAAAGAAACUAAAAGGAAACCGCAACGAAUUUUAUUUUAUCGUGAUGGUGUUAGUGAAGGACAGUUUGAGGCUGUUAAAACUACUGAAGUAGAACAGAUUAGAAAGGCUUGUACCCAACUAGAAGCCACGUAUAAACCAGCCAUUACAUUUAUAGUUGUUCAAAAAAGGCAUCAUGCUAGAUUCUUUCCUACGGACUCCAAGAAUGUAGAUAGAUCAAGAAAUUGUCUUCCAGGAACCGUUGUGGAUAAAUCUAUAACACAUCCAUUUGAAUAUGAUUUCUAUUUAUUAUCGCAUCCCGGCUUACAAGGAACAUCCCGUCCUACUCAUUAUCAUGUUUUAGUUGAUGAUAAUAAAUUCAAACCGGAUGUUCUACAAACUCUUACAUAUAAUUUUUGUUAUCUUUAUGCGAGAUGUCCACAAGCAGUUUCUAUGGUUCCACCUGCAUAUUAUGCACAUUUGGCAGCGUUUCGUGCAAGAUUUUGGAAAAAAAAACCAACCCAGUUUGAAGAUGACAGUGCUGAUAGCGAACAAAGUACCAACGUAGAAGAUUAUGGUUUAAUGAAACCUGAAUUACAAAAAAUCAUGUUUUAUAUUUAA